Molecule: messenger RNA, 1107 nt
Organism: Fusarium sp. VM40
Lineage: Eukaryota; Fungi; Ascomycota; Sordariomycetes; Hypocreales; Nectriaceae
Source: the annotation of a GenBank genome assembly
AUGGACGACUCGAACCGAAUGAGGAGGCAGAAUGAACCGCCCGUUCAUUCGAACCCCAACCAGAGAUAUCCACUUCACGAUCAAUCCCAGCAGCGCCGCUCACUCACUGGAGUCUCCAACGACAGAUAUCGCCCUGCGUCUCUUGCUACCCCGUCAUCGUCAGGGAGAGGCAUGGGAGGUGCGGGUAACUACAGUGGCUAUUAUCAAGAACCCAGUGCAUCAUUCCCUACAGCAAACAUGGCUGGGACAGCCAUUGCCUACGGCUCUGACUAUGGGCAAGACUCCCGCCAGCAGCAGCAAAGCUUUGGCGGUUAUGGCACUGCAGGUACGAUGAUGUACAACGUUGGCCAACCGGGCGCGCAUAACCCAGUAUACGACACGCAACAAUUCAGUUCACGGCAACCUGCAGCUAUGCAAAUGAUGACACCAGAUGUCGCCUCAACCUACUUUGGGUCUGAGACGGGGAACUCGGGCGGCCCGAGUAUGCAGCAAUCAACACAUGGCUCGAGCGGAUCUGCCAACGUUUACCAACAAAGCAAUGCCAUGAAUUAUGCGAGUAACAGUAUGUCAAGCGUGAGCGCAAUACCACAAGCGACAGCGAGCGCCGAUGUCUCUAUGACGGAGGAGCACGAGUACGGAGAGGGCGCCCUUGAGGAGAAAUGGGUCAGUUACCAGAGGCAAUUAGGGAGCAUAUUUCAGGAGAUCGUCAAUGGAUCUCUCGAAAGUGCAUCUGAAACAUUGCUCAGCGUGACUAGUUGGCUGUUGUCUCAGGUGGCGGACUUGGGACUCAAUCUAGAUGAUACCAACCUUCAUGCUGAUCGUAUUCAGUUGUGGAACGACUUUAACCACGCUUGGUUAGGUUUAGGCCAGCGGCAAAUCGACCUUAUGGUUUCGAACCAACAACUUUCGAGAUCACAAAGCCUUGUGUCAAAAGAUAUGAUUACAAAACUAGGUAACGAAUUAAUACGACUAUGUGACGGUAUCGAGCGCCACGGGUUGGUAGACUAUCAGUACGGAGUGUGGGAAGACCAAAUAACUGCUGUCCUCGAAGACUGCCUGGACCUAUAUGAAGCUUCAGAAGAAGACAGUGACAGUGGCAAUCGAUAG